AUGGCUGCUGAAAACUUCGACUCCGUGCCAACAGUCACCAUUAUCGGCGCAGGACCCUGUGGCUGUGCAUUUGCGGCCGACUUGGCCAGCCGCGGAAAGUCAGUCAUGCUAUACGCUCAUCCUGAUCAUCGCGGCGGGACAGAUAUGAUUGAAAGGAACAAUGGCUGGUUAAAUGCAGCUGGAGAGAUCAGUGGAAAGUUCCAAAUCCAAACCACCAGCGAUCUCUAUCUUGCCAUUCGACACUCUCCUUUCAUCGUUACCACAGUACCUUCAUAUGGGCAGGACACCAUCUUAACAUUGCUGAGCCAAUUUGACUUGCGAAAUCAUACCCUCAUCAUCAACGUGGGCAAUUUCUUCUACCUCUCCGCCCGCUCGAAGAUCAACGCCCAUGCAAUCCUCGAAACCGAUAUCUCUCCCUACGCCACUCGCAUUCAAGGCGACACGGUGUUUGUCAAGGGCUGCAAGAAGACUCUGUCAAUAUGGGCUGAACCACCAAGCACCACACAGGUCGAACGACUUGACCCCCAGGCCGAGCUGGGCCUCCGACAAAAGGUCGAGAUGAUCUUUUCUCAGAAGCUAGUGUGGUGUCAGAAUCUGCUCGAGGUGGGAUUGAACAAUGUCAACCCAGUCGUGCAUUGCCCUGCGGCACUCAUGAAUGCGGGAUGGAUUGAGGCUACCAAGGGUGAUUUCUACUUCUACGCCCAAGGGAUGUCACCCUCUGUUUCCCGCGUGACUGAAAAGGUGGAUAAGGAGCGUCUGGCUAUUUCCCACGCCUAUGGACUCGAAAUCACACCCAUCACAGCCUACAUGAACCAGAACUAUAACAAUGAUCGGGAAUACUCUGAUUACCACGAUUUUGCCUCCGGCUCUGUGGUCCACAACAAGACCAAGAGCUCCCCGACCACCCUGAAUCAUCGCUAUCUGUUGGAAGAUGUUCUAUACGGCUUGGUCCCCUGGUAUGAGCUCGGUCUUAAGUGUGGUUUGCCUUCGCCGACUAUCAGAGCACUUAUCGAGAUGGCUGCGGCUGUCAGCGGCUUUGACUACUUUGAGCACGGACGGACCCUGAAGUCUGCUGGACUUGACGAUGCCACUAGAGAUCAGGUGCUUGAUGCCUUGGGUGGACCAGUGGACAAGACCCCAAGUGCUCACGCACCCUGGUCAGACUCUCCUAUUGGCAACACACUGGAGUUGCAUGCUCCACUACAAACGGCUCGAGUCGGGGCGUGA
This is a messenger RNA of Penicillium coprophilum, 1227 nucleotides long. Its product is annotated as NAD/NADP octopine/nopaline dehydrogenase family protein. Gene Ontology annotation, biological process: glycerol-3-phosphate catabolic process. The coding region runs from base 1 to 1227 and encodes 408 amino acids. The record is from RefSeq and is a predicted model, not a curated record. The transcript has a single exon. NCBI's taxonomy places the organism in Eukaryota, Fungi, Ascomycota, Eurotiomycetes, Eurotiales, Aspergillaceae. Gene Ontology annotation, molecular function: oxidoreductase activity, acting on the CH-OH group of donors, NAD or NADP as acceptor; NAD binding.